This is a messenger RNA of Nymphalis io (European peacock), 644 nucleotides long. It is a transcript of the gene SNRPG, whose product is annotated as probable small nuclear ribonucleoprotein G. Lineage: Eukaryota; Metazoa; Arthropoda; Insecta; Lepidoptera; Nymphalidae. Gene Ontology annotation, molecular function: RNA binding. The record is from RefSeq and is a predicted model, not a curated record. Gene Ontology annotation, biological process: mRNA splicing, via spliceosome; spliceosomal snRNP assembly. Gene Ontology annotation, cellular component: precatalytic spliceosome; catalytic step 2 spliceosome; U2 snRNP. The transcript is spliced from 3 exons. The coding region runs from base 116 to 346 and encodes 76 amino acids.
UCUAUUCAAUUUCCAUUUUUCGCUUGCCAAAGUCGGUUUUAUAAAUAUAAAAAUAAAGUUAAUUGAUCCUAAAUACUUUUAGUUAUUUAGGAAAUAUAACUAAAAUAACUACAAAAUGUCGAAAGCACAUCCCCCAGAAUUAAAAAAGUUUAUGGACAAAAAACUUUCAAUAAAGCUUAAUGCUGGCCGUGCUGUGACUGGUGUCCUGCGAGGUUUUGAUCCGUUCAUGAAUUUAGUUUUGGACGAAUCUGUUGAAGAAUGCAAAGAUGGACAACGUAACAAUAUUGGCAUGGUGGUUAUACGAGGGAACAGCAUCAUCAUGUUGGAGUCGCUAGAUAGAAUAUAGUAUUAUCUGAUUCCAAUCUUAAUUUAAGAAUUAGUUUUUAAGAUAAAAAAAAGAAUUGCAAAGAACAUUAAACUGUCUAUGUUAUAUCAACUUAAUUGAUCCUGUUCACAACGGUAAUGCACCUUCUAGCUUAUUUAAAUAAAAUUUGUAUAAACAUUAUUUUUAAAGGUUUUAUGUCCCAAAGAACACUGAACACUGGUGGUUUUAUACAAUUCUCAAUAAAAUGAAGCAUAUGUUAGCUAUUGUGCAAGUAUGGACAAUUCCAGCAAUAUGUGAUACAAAUUAAAAGUUAAGGCAU